AUGGCGACCAACAGCAUCAAACUUUUGACUGGCAACAGUCACCCAGAGCUCGCGAAGCUCAUGGCAGACCGUCUAGGAACAGAGUUGACCAAGAUCCUGGUUCUCCAGUACUCCAACCAAGAGACGAGCGUGACGAUCGGCGAGAGUGUUCGAGACGAAGAUGUAUUUAUUCUGCAAUCGACAAAACCAAACGAUAUCAACGAUGGGCUCAUGGAACUUCUGAUCAUGAUCAAUGCUUGCAAAACCGCCUCGGCUAGACGGAUCACCGCAGUUAUCCCAAACUUCUUCUACGCGCGCCAGGACAAGAAAGAUAAGAGCCGGGCUCCUAUUACUGCUCGGCUGAUGGCAACAAUGCUGCAGACUGCAGGCGCAAAUCAUAUUAUCACCAUGGACCUCCAUGCCAGUCAAAUCCAAGGCUUUUUCACUGUGCCUGUCGACAAUCUUUAUGCAGAGCCGAGUACUCUCAAGUGGAUUCGUGAUAAUCUGGACGUCGAGAAUUGUGUUAUCGUCAGCCCUGAUGCUGGCGGGGCUAAAAGAGCCACUGCAAUUGCCGAUCGUCUCGAUCUUCAAUUCGCCCUCAUCCACAAAGAGCGCGCUCGUCCCAAUGAAGUUUCUCGAAUGGUGCUUGUCGGAAAUGUCACGGACAAGAUCGCGAUUAUCGUCGAUGAUAUGGCUGACACUUGCGGCACUCUCGUCAAAGCUGCUGAUACUAUUAUGCAACACGGGGCCAAGGAAGUCAAUGCAAUUGUCACCCAUGCUAUCCUCUCAGGCAAUGCCAUCAGCAACCUGAAUGGCAGUUGUCUUCGCCGCCUUGUCGUCACAAACACCGUGCCACACGCAGAAAAGAAAGAGGCAUGUGACAAGAUUGAGACUAUAGACAUCAGCCCAACUUUGGCUGAGGCAUGUAGGCGGACACAUAACGGAGAGUCCGUCAGCUUCUUGUUCUCGCAUGCAGUUGAAUAG
Molecule: messenger RNA, 963 nt
Organism: Talaromyces rugulosus
Lineage: Eukaryota; Fungi; Ascomycota; Eurotiomycetes; Eurotiales; Trichocomaceae
Exons: 4
Coding region: 1-963 (320 amino acids)
Biological process (GO): 5-phosphoribose 1-diphosphate biosynthetic process; purine nucleotide biosynthetic process; ribonucleoside monophosphate biosynthetic process
Cellular component (GO): cytoplasm; ribose phosphate diphosphokinase complex
Molecular function (GO): magnesium ion binding; ribose phosphate diphosphokinase activity
Source: RefSeq, a predicted model, not a curated record